Molecule: messenger RNA, 1193 nt
Organism: Frieseomelitta varia
Lineage: Eukaryota; Metazoa; Arthropoda; Insecta; Hymenoptera; Apidae
Product: testis-expressed protein 47-like
Exons: 7
Coding region: 130-918 (262 amino acids)
Molecular function (GO): FAD binding; blue light photoreceptor activity
Source: RefSeq, a predicted model, not a curated record
AUUACACGCGCAAAAAUUUUAUCAGUUAAAAGUAGUUUUGUGAUUCUAACAUUCCAAAUAUUUAUAAAGUUACUUGAUUUUUUCCACGGUAUAUAAAAUAGUGUAAAGAAUUCACUUAAAACAUUAUACAUGAUGAAACGCGUAACUGAACCUGUUCGAAAAAGCCUGUUAGACUUGAUCAGAAAAAAUAUUCGUGCUGCCGGUAAAGUUUCGUAUAUAACACGCGUGGUAUAUAUCGGAGAAUAUACUGGUGCAAAUUGGAACAUAGAAAAGAAAAUGGAAUCUAUAAUGGAGGACUUACAAGCAGAUUAUGUGAAUAAUUCCAUCAGUGGAUUAUUCUUGGCUUAUCCGGAUUAUUAUAUUCAUGUAUUAGAGGCACCAGAGGAUAUAAUUUAUAGACAUUUCAAAUUGUUGUACAGUAACGAGAGUGAGGAUUGUAAAAUAGGGAAGGCAAUUUUUCUCCCAACUUAUCAUCAUGUUCAUCAGAGAUUCUUUAUGAGAUGGUACCACGCGUAUACAGUACCACCCACUUUGCUACAGCCAUUGAAGUCAUACGAAUUGAGUGAUAUUCAGCACCAGAUGUCAAUUUGUUUCAAUAAGAUAUAUACAUUGUGUGAUCAUAUCUCGAAUACUGAUCGCGAUCAUUCAGUGACGAUGCAGGAAGUUAUAAGAUCGUUGGGUGACAAGCUUGCGCGACUUUAUCCCGAGAGCACGUUGUUAGAGUAUUUAUUGAAUGCAAAAAGCCCUGUGCUUUUAACCGUUGAAAAGUAUUUGGACAUAUACGCCUCGGUUCCGCUUAUUAAUCUGUAUUCAGACACCAUCUGGCCGGCACCACGCGACUUGAUAUUCUGUGCCGAGUUUGAGAAAGAGGAUCAUAAGGGUGUCGAUUUGACGAACCAAAGGCGGAAUAUCCGUUAAAAAUUCAUCUGAUUAUCGACUUGGGAAUCGCCUGUUUUCUAAAUAGCGCAGCACUCGUGUCGGUCGAUCUCGAAAAAGAAAACAGAAAAAAGAAAAAAAGAAACGACGAGAAAAUGAUAGCGAUUUAUUCAUAGCAACACGUUUGCUCGGAACGAUGGAGCAAAUGAUGAUGAAAUGAAAUUCCAAUCGACACCAAUGCCGUCUGAUUUAGACCGUUUCGUUGAUGUAAAUCUAGAGAAUUAUACUUGAAUAAAUUAUCAAAAGAUUUAUUGGCA